Molecule: messenger RNA, 2086 nt
Organism: Cricetulus griseus (Chinese hamster)
Lineage: Eukaryota; Metazoa; Chordata; Mammalia; Rodentia; Cricetidae
Source: RefSeq, a predicted model, not a curated record
CCGCCUCCCAGUCCGCUUCUUCUUCUUUAGCCCCCGCCUUGUUCACUUUCAAAGUUUACUCCCGGCCGUGAUCUGCGGCGGAAACGAGCCAUGGCUGUCUACCUCGGGAUGCUGCGCCUUGGGAGGUUGUGUAUCGCGAGCCUGGGGGCGCAGGGGCCCCGGACGCUACUCUCUCGGCCUUGGCAGAACUCGAAGUUGCACUGUGCCCGCGCACUCAGUUCUGGAACAGUAAAUUGCACCAACCCCGUGCCCAUCGGAGGCCUCAGUUACAUCCAGGGCCACACCAGCUCCCAUCUUGUCAACACAACUGUGGGUGAGUGCCUGGAUGCCACAGCACAGAAGUUCCCCAACAGAGAGGCCUUGGUUAUCCUCCAUGAAAACAUCAGGCUGAACUUUGCACAGCUCAAGGAGGAGGUGGACAAAGCUGCUUCUGGUCUCCUGAGCAUUGGCCUCCGCAGGGGCGACCGGCUGGGCAUGUGGGGACCCAACUCCUAUGCAUGGGUGCUUAUACAGUUGGCCACUGCCCAGGCAGGCAUCAUACUGGUGUCUGUGAACCCAGCCUACCAGGCCGCAGAACUGGAAUAUGUCCUCAAAAAGGUAGGCUGCAAAGCCAUUGCAUUCCCUAAGCAAUUCAAAACCCAGCAGUACUACAACAUUCUGAAGCAGAUCUGUCCUGAGCUGGAAAAGGCUCAGCCUGGAGCCUUGAAGAGUAAGAGGCUCCCAGAUCUGACCACAGUCAUCUCAGUAGAUGCCCCUUUGCCCGGGACCCUGCUUCUGGAUGAUGUGGUGGCAGCUGGUAGCAAAGAACAGAAUCUGGCCCAGCUGCGGUACCACCAGCAAUUCCUGUCCUGUCACGACUCCAUCAAUAUCCAGUUUACCUCGGGAACUACUGGCAGCCCCAAGGGGGCCACUCUAUCCCACUACAACAUUGUAAACAACUCCAAACUGAUAGGCCAGCGGCUGAAGUUGCACACAAAGACUGCAGAAGAGUUGCGGUUGGUCCUGCCCAGUCCCCUGUACCACUGCCUGGGCUCCGUGGGGGGCACAAUGGUGUCUAUGAUGUAUGGUGUUACCCUCCUCCUGUCUUCACCAAGCUUCAAUGGCAAGAAGGCACUGGAAGCCAUCAGCAGAGAGAAAGGCACCCUCCUGUAUGGCACCCCCACGAUGUUUGUGGAUGUUCUGAAUCAGCCAGACUUCUCCAGUUAUGACUUCUCAUCCAUACGUGGAGGUGUGAUUGCCGGGUCCCCAGCACCCCCAGAGUUGAUCCGAGCCAUCAUCAACAAGAUGAACAUGAAGGAGCUGGUGGUUGUUUAUGGAACCACAGAGAACAGUCCCGUGACCUUCAUGAACUACCCGGAGGACACCCUGGAGCAGAAGGCAGAAAGUGUGGGCAGAAUUAUGCCUCACACAGAGGCCCAGAUCGUGAACAUGGAGACAGGGGAGCUGACCAAGCUGAACACGCCAGGGGAGCUGUACAUCCGAGGGUACUGCGUCAUGCAGGGCUACUGGGGCGAGCCACAGAAGACCUUCGAAACAGUUGGACAAGACAAGUGGUAUCGGACAGGAGACAUUGCCACUAUGGAUGAGCAGGGCUUCUGCAAGAUCGUAGGCCGUUCUAAGGACAUGAUCAUCAGGGGUGGUGAGAACAUCUACCCUGCAGAGCUGGAGGACUUCUUCCACAAACACCCUCAGGUGCAGGAAGUGCAGGUGGUGGGGGUGAAGGACCAGCGGAUGGGGGAGGAAAUCUGUGCUUGCAUCCGGCUGAAGAGUGGGGAGACCACCACAGAGGAAGAGAUCAAAGCUUUCUGCAAAGGGAAGAUCUCCCACUUUAAGAUUCCCCGAUACAUCGUGUUUGUUGACAACUAUCCUCUCACCAUCUCAGGAAAGAUCCAGAAAUUCAGACUCCGAGAGCAGAUGGAACAACAUCUAAAACUGUGAAGCAAAGGAGGGUCCUUCCAGAGCCCCUCAGCCCUCCCACACAAAGGAGGGUCCUUCCAGAGCCCCUCAGCCCUCCCACACAAAGGAGGGUCCUUCCAGAGCCCCUCAGCUCUUUCACACAAAGUAGGGUCCUUCCAGAGCCCCUCAG